AUGUACCGAAGUGAGCGGUCACCAAUUCGAACAAGCCUUAGAAGAACAUGUGGAAAAAAAGAAGAUGAAGAUGAUAUUGAUGAUACAAAUAUUGAAUACGAUCAAGAUAAAAAUGAAUUUCUCAUUUAUGAAAUAGGAAAUACUGAAGGUGAUAUUUUUGUUGAAAUGGGAAUAAAUACUCGAACUGACAAAGUCGAACACUUUAAUGUUCCCAAAAUAAUACCAGACACAGAAUAUCAACAAAUGAUGAGAAAUCUUAAUAACAAUCAAAGGAAAUAUACUCUAAACGUAAUGAAUUUGAUUAAAAAUGGUGAAAAUCAAUUUUUUCAUUUCAUCAAUGGAGGUGCAGGUGUUGGCAAAAGCACUCUAAUCAAAGCAGUGUAUCAAUCAAUACUAAGAUUUUAUAAUUCACUUCCAGGAUAUUAUCCAGAUAGUAUUCGAGCUGCAUAA
Rotaria sp. Silwood1 is the source of this 450-nucleotide messenger RNA. The record is from the annotation of a GenBank genome assembly. NCBI's taxonomy places the organism in Eukaryota, Metazoa, Rotifera, Eurotatoria, Philodinida, Philodinidae.